UCCCUCUCACAAUAUAAUUUGUCUUCAGGGGAAAACCCUAAAUCAGCAAACCCGCGGUUCGGAAUGUGGGGAUAGUCGUUAUAUUCGCGCUUGGGUCGUCAGGAUUGCUAAGUUUUGAUUAGGGAGAUUAUCGGUGGCUUGGAGAUAAAAUUCAGGUAUAAGUGAGGGUUAAGCUGUGUAUAGGCAACCAUGGCGAAUUCAAAGAUAGAGCAACAUUCCUCUCGGAAGGAUGGGGCAAAGAGAAGUAAGAAGAGGGAGAAGAACCGAGUGAAGAAACCGGAGCAGCGAGUGCUGGAUGAAGAAUCGGAACAUCGGGAUUUUGAGGAUACUGAUCAGGGCGAGGGGAAAUACAUGAAUGAUGGGGAAGAAUCGGGUUCCGAGGAAGUCGAUGAAGAGAUCCCGAAGAAGAAAAGGAUGAAGAAUACGAAGCUGAAGUUCGAGAAAAAGGACAAUGUUGAGGAAGGGGAGGACGAAGAGAACGAAGAGAGAGAGGAAGACGACAAAGAGGCGGCGGCUACGGUGUCUAAUGGGAGUGGAAUAAUGACUAAUGAAUCAUUUGAUUCACUGGGACUGUCUAGUCACACUGCUAGAGCAAUCAAAGAGAUGGGCUUUCAGCGGAUGACUCAGAUUCAAGCCAAAGCAAUUCCGCCAUUAAUGAUGGGAAAAGAUGUGCUUGGGGCUGCUAGGACAGGAUCUGGGAAAACCCUAGCUUUUCUUAUACCAGCAGUUGAGCUCCUCUACAAUGUUCGUUUUGCUCCUCGCAAUGGAACUGGAGUGAUUGUUAUUUGCCCAACAAGGGAGCUUGCGAUUCAGACCUACGGAGUAGCCAAAGAACUUCUCAAGUAUCAUUCACAGACGGUGGGCAAGGUUAUUGGUGGAGAGAAUAGAAAAAAGGAAGCAGAGAUUAUUGUGAAAGGUGUUAACUUAUUAGUAGCAACCCCUGGAAGACUGCUUGAUCAUCUUGAAAAUACAAAUGGAUUCAUAUUCAAGAAUUUGAAGUUCCUUGUAAUGGAUGAAGCUGAUAGGAUAUUGGAACAGAACUUUGAAGAAGACAUGAAGAAGAUUAUUAAACUUCUGCCAAAGGUGAGGCAGGCAGCGUUGUUUUCAGCCACCCAAACUACCAAGGUUGAAGAUCUUGCUCGGGUGUCGCUUACCUCACCUAUUUAUAUUGAUGUGGACCAAGGAAGACUGAAGGUUACAAGUGAGGGAUUGGAGCAAGGCUAUUGUGUUGUGUCCAGUGCGAAGAGAUUAAUAUUCCUGCUUACCUUUUUGAAGAGAUAUAAUGGCAAAAAGAAAAUCAUGGUCUUCUUCUCUACUUGCAAGUCGACUAAGUUCCAUGCAGAACUCUGUAGAUACAUUAAGAUUGAUUGCCUUGAAAUCCGUAGAGGUAUAGACCAGAGCAAAAGAACUUCUACCUUUUUCCAAUUUGUCAAGGCAGAGAAGGGCAUAUUGUUAUGUACUAACGUUGCUGCUCGUGGGCUUGAUAUUCCUCAUGUGGACUGGAUCGUGCAGUAUGAUCCCCCUGAUGACCCUACGGAAUAUAUUCAUAGGGUUGGUCGUACAGCUCGUGGAGAAGAGGGGAAGGGGAAGGCUCUGCUAGUUUUAACUCCAGAAGAGAUGCAGUUCGUUCGGUAUCUGAAGGAAGCGAAAAUUCCAGUACAAGAACAUGAAUUCGAGGAGAAUAAGUUGAUAGAUGUGCAGUCUUUUCUGGAGAAGUUGAUAUCCAAGAAUUAUGCUCUAAGUGAGUCAGCGAAAGAGGCAUACAAAACCUACAUAUCAGCAUACGAUUCCCACUCGAUGAAAGACGUGUUCAACGUUCACCGACUUGAUCUGAAGGCGGUUGCUGCUUCGUUUGGGUUCUCGUCUCUGCCAAAGGUAUCUCUGAAGAUAGAGAACAGAGCCUCCACCAAGAGGAAAAGGGAAGCGCCCAAUAAGUUCAACAGAGCCCGCGGCGGCAAAGGAGAUUCUAAAAGAAAGUUCGUGAGGUAUUAGAGAGAGAUACGAACAAAACAGAAAUUACAACGGAAAGAUGGAUUUCAGAAAUGCCUAAGGAAAUCGGACAAGCAUAUCUCUCGCAUACAGUGAAAGGAGAGGGCAGGUCAU
Molecule: messenger RNA, 2103 nt
Organism: Tarenaya hassleriana
Lineage: Eukaryota; Viridiplantae; Streptophyta; Magnoliopsida; Brassicales; Cleomaceae
Product: DEAD-box ATP-dependent RNA helicase 27
Exons: 14
Coding region: 190-1992 (600 amino acids)
Biological process (GO): maturation of LSU-rRNA from tricistronic rRNA transcript (SSU-rRNA, 5.8S rRNA, LSU-rRNA)
Cellular component (GO): nucleolus
Molecular function (GO): ATP binding; nucleic acid binding; RNA helicase activity
Source: RefSeq, a predicted model, not a curated record